GGCUUGAUGGAUGCUUUUUCAAAGGAGCAUGUCAAGGUGAGCUUCUAUGUGCUAUUGGUAGAGAUGCUAAUAAUCAAAUGUAUCCGGUAGCUUGGGCAGUAGUGGAGAAAGAAACUAGUGAAUCUUGGGCGUGGUUUGUUGGCCUUUUGAUAAAGGACUUGGAUAUUAAUGACCAAGGUGAAGGAUGGGUGUUCAUAUCAGAUCAACAAAAGGGCCUUAUCAGUGCAAUGCAAGACUAUCUACCGAAGGCACAACAUAGAAUGUGUGCUAGACACAUCUAUGCUAAUUGGAAAAAAAAAGUUUAGAGAGCAUUCUCUACAAAAGAAAUUUUGGGCAAUUGCCAAGGCUGCAAACAGAGAAGAUUUCAUGUAUAGGAAGGCCAAGUUAGCUCAAGAUACACCUGAAGGUGCAAGGGACAUAAUGAGGACAGAGCCUAAGCAUUGGGCAAGAGCAUUUUUUCCUAUCGGGUCCCUUUGUGACUCGGUGGAUAACAAUCUAUGUGAGUCCUUCAACAAUGCUAUAGUUGAGGCUAGAUUCUAUCCUAUCAUCUCUAUGCUAGAGAAGAUUAGACACAAGAUGACACUUAGAGUCCAAGAAAAUAGGAGCAAAAGUGAAAAGUGGACAUCUAGUGAUAUAUGCCCAAACAUUUUCAAGAAGCUUAAAGUGGCCAUCAAAAUGACUCAGUUUUGUGAUGUGCUCUGGAAUGGCAAGGAAGGUUUUGAGGUGAAACAUGUUAGUGGCAGAGGGAGGAGCUAUACAGUGAACUUGGACAAAUGGACUUGCUCUUGUGGUUACUUUCAGCUCGCAGGGAUGCCUUGUUGCCAUGCCAUCAGUGCCAUAUACAAGAGUGGAAGAAACAUAGCUGACUUCAUUCACAAAUGCUAUUCGGUUGAGCAAUUUAAGAACAUAUAUGAACACUGCUUGGAGCCAGUAGAAGGACAAGAGAGAUGGCCUAUCUCUGAAAAACCUAGACCACAAGCACCUGGGUAUGUGAGUAUGCCAGGUAGGCCUCGGAAGAAUGACAGGAAGAGGGAAGAGGGAGAAGUACCAAAAGGAAAGAAAAUGUCAAAGUAUGGCACUAAAAUUACUUGUAGCAUGUGUGGCCACAAGGGGCACAACAAGGCGGGUUGCAACAAUAAUCCUGAAAAGGGGAGGAAGAAGAAUGCAUUCCUGAAGAAAACAGGGAGGAAAAUGAAGUCAUUUGAGCAAGCAAACACUGAUGCUCAAAUCAGAGCAAGCCAGCAAGCUAAGAGCAUAGGAGAAGUUCAAGCACAAGCAGGAACAAAUGGUCGGAAGAGGAAGGCUACAAAAAACAAAACUGAUAUGAUGGAGUAG
Messenger RNA from Hordeum vulgare subsp. vulgare (domesticated barley), 1335 nucleotides. RefSeq lists its product as uncharacterized. Lineage: Eukaryota; Viridiplantae; Streptophyta; Magnoliopsida; Poales; Poaceae. The transcript is spliced from 3 exons. The record is from RefSeq and is a predicted model, not a curated record. Gene Ontology annotation, molecular function: zinc ion binding. Bases 169 to 1335 code for a protein of 388 amino acids.